Molecule: messenger RNA, 196 nt
Organism: Closterium sp. Naga37s-1
Lineage: Eukaryota; Viridiplantae; Streptophyta; Zygnematophyceae; Desmidiales; Closteriaceae
Source: the annotation of a GenBank genome assembly
GGUCCGUAGCUUGGCUCUCGCUAUUGCCGCUCACACCACUCCCAGUACCGCUGCUGUUGCCACCACUGCCACUGCUGUCACUGCUGCUGGCAUGAGUGCUCCGAUCACGGCUGAGAGAAGCAUCUGGGUUGACAGACCCUUCUGCAGUGCCGCCCUGCCAGGUGAGGAAGGGCGAGAGAGAGCGGGUGAGUUGUGA